Messenger RNA from Empidonax traillii (willow flycatcher), 774 nucleotides. RefSeq names its product synaptonemal complex central element protein 1-like. Gene Ontology annotation, biological process: synaptonemal complex assembly. Gene Ontology annotation, cellular component: synaptonemal complex. The transcript has 8 exons. The record is from RefSeq and is a predicted model, not a curated record. Lineage: Eukaryota; Metazoa; Chordata; Aves; Passeriformes; Tyrannidae. The coding region runs from base 1 to 483 and encodes 160 amino acids.
AUGGAGCAGUACUCUCUGCGGGCGGCGCGGCUGCACGGGAAGCAGGUGGAGGCCGAAGGUCAGAGGCGCCGGGGGCUCUGCCUGGAGCAGCAGCAGGGCCUGGAGGGGGCAGGGGAACAGCGGGAGCAGCUCCGGCACCUGCGCCGGGAACACAGGUGGGAGUUCUGGCAGGAGCUCGACGCCAUCAUAGACGAGCACAAGCGCCUGCGCAACAUGCACGCCCCAGCCCACCUGGAGGCUGAGCUGGUGCGACUGGAGAGAACAAGGGAGAAGCUGCUGAGCCUGGAGCGGUGCCUGAUGGAGCUCGAGGAGCAGCUGGGCCCAGAAGCCCUCGAGGGCAGGCAAUUGGUGGAGCAGGAGCAGGAGGGGGCGCGGCAGCAGCUGGAGGUGGAGCUGGGCCGGCGGGAGCUGGACCUGCAGCGACGGGACAGGCUGGCAGAGGAGCUGCAGCAGCUGCAGCUGCCCUGGGAGGCUCCAGAGUGAUAGGAGACAGGAGGGACCUGCAGGACACCUGGGCACCUGUGUGGCAGCUGUGUGUCACCUGUGUCACCUGUGAGGCACCUGUGUGGCACCUGUGUUACCUGCACGUCAGCUGAGGCACCUGUGUGACCUGUGGGACACCUGUGACAGCUGCAUGUCACCUGUCACCUGUGUCCCCCCAUGUCCUCGUGUCCCCUCAAUCCCUCAUUGUCCCUCAUUGUCCCCCUCCAUGUCCCCCAUAUCCCGAUGUUCUUCCAUGUCCCCCCCCAUCCCUGUGUCCACAAUGUCCCCAAC